UAAUUUUUUUUUUAAUUUUUUUAGUUAAUGGUAAAUAAUAAAAAAUUGAAAUAGUAAUUUGUUCCCUCCAAAUUGAUAAAGAGAUUUCUUCUUUUGGCAAGCUCAUUGCCCUGUGUUCAUUCUGAGUGCGGGACAUUUCCGUAAUUUCGAAGAAAACAGGGUAGAUGUGAACUUCGUCAUUCUCCGGUGACUUAUUCCACGGUCGGGGAGAACAGAACACGACGCCUUUUCAUUCUUUUACUUCCCUAGCUCUCGGCGGUACCUGCAAGGGUUUAGGGUUGAGUCGAAACUCUGGAAUUUUGUGGUGAAAACUUCCUUUCACCUCCACUUACACCGCGUGAGAUCUCUUUCUAAUUCUCUCACUUUUUGUUCACAGUUCUGGGCCAGUGUUUUCAUUCUUCCAAAUCCAAUUGUAUUACGGAAAACUUCAGAUUUAAUUUGUUUUCGGAUUAGAUGAAUGGAAAUAGUCGAGAAAAGAAAUAAAGCGUGUGAAUUACCUAAGUAAAAGCUAGGAAUGUUGAGGAAUGAAAAUUCCCAGAAGUUCAUUCGUUGAGCGUUUUUCCACGGCAAGUAAAGGGUAUUACUUGCUACUUUCCUCAAAUAACUCUGUAAAGGGCACUCUUAGCAAAAUAAAUAAUAAAACUCAUCUGUAAAGGCCAGGGUACUUCUUAUGAAGAAACAAAAGUAAAACAUUCUCUGCUAGGAAAUUUUUCGGAACAUGAUGACAGUAAUUUUGGAAAAGUGUUUAGAAAAAUAGAAUAAGAAGAAAGUGACUCAAGCACAUCCAUGUGGUAUCUUGUACACUUACCUUGUAUCAGUGUUUGUCUUUUUCUACUGAGACAACAUACUUGGAAUUAUGUAAGAGAGUACAUAGUUUACAAGAUUCUUGUUUGUGAAAUUGUUGCCUCAUUUCCUAGAAGUAAGAGAUACAGAUUGAAAGAGAUACUGUGUGGCCUGUAGAGUGAAAAUGGUCCAAUAGAAUGACAGAUGUACAAGGCAUUGACAACAAAUUAAACUUAGUCGUUGAGGCAAUAAUCACAUCUUUUACAUAGAAAAUGAUUCUACCAAUAUAAAGCCAAGCAACCAUAAAUUUCUACAUUGCACAUUUUCUUUUCUUUCUCCUUAAUACAAAAAUCGUUCUUGGUAUAUUGUCUCAUACUAACAUCGCAACAAUCUUUAAUUUUGUAAACAUGAAGAAGCUCAUUUACCGCAAUCCAUACCUCAUAUUUUACUUCAUUUCUUGCUGCUUUGAUGUUUCACAUUCUUUGGUCAGCUUUAAAUGUCUUUCUGAUCAAAGCUCUGCUUUGCUGCAGCUGAAACAAGAGUUUGAACUUAUUAAGUCUUACAAUAGUGUUGAUUCCCAGCAAAAGAGGGAUGUUAUGGCUACUUGGAAUGAUAGGACAGACUGCUGCCUGUGGAGUGGAGUCAGCUGCAAUAUGUCAACUGGUCAUGUACUAAGCCUUGAUCUAAGCAACAAUGGGCUCCAAGGGCCUUUAAGGGCUAAUAGUAGCCUCUUCAGCUUGGAUCAAGUUCAACAACUCAACAUGGCUUUCAACAACUUCUCUUCCUCCCAAAUUCCAUCAAGCUUUCGCCAACUUUCAAGGUUAACUCAUCUCAAUCUCUCAAACUCCGUGUUUUCCGGGAACAUUCCCUCAGAAUUCUCUUUUUUGAUCAAUUUGGUUUCACUUGAUCUUUCUGAAAACUAUUUAUAUUUGAAAAAGCAAUUAGACAUGGAGAACCUUAUUCAAAAUAUGAAAAGUUUAAAAGACCUUAACUUAAAUGGGGUCAACUUUUAUUCACCAGUACCUGAAUCCCUAAUAAAUCUAUCUUCAUUGGUGUCUCUAUCUCUUCGUGGAUGUAGUCUAGUUGGUGAAUUUCCAAAUGAUAUAUUUCUAUUUCCAAACAUACAAGUCAUUGAUGUGUCAAACAACGAUGAUCUUAUUGUUGUUCUACCUCAAUUUCAGUCUGGCAGUUCUCUGAGGCUACUGGAUUCUUCCUUCACAAAACUUUCAAGAGAAGUACCUGAGUCCAUUGGCUACCUCAAGUCCUUAAAUAUUUUGAAUCUUAGGCAAUGUGGUUUUACAGGGAAAUUACCUGACACAAUGGGACAACUCAAAUCCUUGAAUGUUUUAGAUCUCAAUUCUUGUUCCCUAUCGGGAACUGUUCCUUCAUGGGUAGGGAACCUUUCCCAGCUCACAUAUCUUGACAUAGCAAACAACAACUUUAAGGGUCAUCUUCCAGUUGUAUUGAGGAACCUUUCUAAACUCACAUAUCUUGAUCUCUCACAUAACAAAUUCAUUGGUCAGCUUCCAUUAUCAUUUGGCAAAGAUCUUGCCGAGCUCACUUUCCUUGACCUUGGUUUUAAUCUUUUUCGUGGUCCCAUUCCAUCUUCAUUUGGGAGCAUGAGUCAACUGCUUCAUUUGCACCUUUCUGAUAACCGAUUCGAUGGCAUGUUUCCAAUAUUACUUGCAAACCUAACCCAACUUCUUUCGUUGGAUCUCUCAGGAAACCAGUUCUCUGAUUCCAUUCCACCUCAUAUUUUUGAAAAUUUCAAUUCCAUUAAUAAACUAGACCUGUCUAACAAUAUGUUUGGUGGAGCCAUUCCUUUGUCCAUGUUCACAAUGCCUUCUCUAGUUUACCUGAAUCUAAACGACAACCAGUUUACAGGUCCUCUCAAAAUAGAAAAUGUUUCUUCUUCUCGACUGGAAUAUUUUUCCUUAAAUAGGAACAAAUUAAAUGGAAAAAUUCCAAGCUCCAUAUCCAAAUUGACGAACCUGAGAACUCUUUUUCUAGGGUCGAAUAAUUUAACUGGAAACUGUGAGUUCGACAUGUUUUCCAAGCUAAGUGUUCUCGACCUGUCGAAUAACAACUUGAAUGGUACACUUCCUCAAUGUUUUGGCAAUCUGCUCUCACAAUUAGACAUACGUCAUAACAAUUUCCAUGGAAGCAUAUCUGAAAUUUGUACUGAUAUAUGCAACUUGAAGGUGCUGAACAUUGGUUCAAAUCAGUUGGAAGGGAAAUUUCCGCAAUCAUUGACCAAAUGUAGAGAUUUAAGAAUUCUAGAUCUGGGGCAUAAUCAAAUAGUUGACACAUUUCCUUUUUCAUUACAAGCUUUGCCAAGGCUGGCUGUUCUUAUCUUGAGAUCAAACAAAUUCUAUGGAUCAAUAUGGAAUCCUUGUACAUAUUGGGAUUUUGGAGACUUGCGUGUUUUUGACAUCUCCUUAAAUAAUUUCAGUGGAAAGAUACCAUCAGAAUAUUUCAGGAAUUGGAGUACUGUGAACGAGGAACCUGUUCGAAACUUCCAUUAUCAGAGCGCAAAUGAUGGUUAUUAUCAAUACUCAUUAAGUGACUACAAUGAUAUGAAUAAAUUGAAAAUCCUAUCCAUCAUGAAGACCAUUGAUCUCUCAAACAACCAUUUUCAGGGAGAAAUUCCAGAUAGUAUAGGCGAAAUUACAUCUCUAGUUGUCCUCAACUUGUCAACCAACGGUUUCACCAAACGCAUCCCAGUAUCUCUUGGACGUUUGGAGGAGCUUGAAGCAAUAGAUUUAUCUCGAAACAUGCUCUCUGGUGAAAUCCCAGAGCAAUUGGCAAAUCUCAAAUCUCUUUCAUUGCUAAACCUCUCUCAUAACCAACUUACAGGUCGUAUACCCCAAGGUAAAAUGUUCAAUACAGGUUUAAGUUCCUCAUAUGAGGGGAACAUAGGAUUAUGUGGCUUUCCAGUGUCAGAAAAAUGCAAAGAGGUGAAGACACCACCUUUUGAGGAAAGGGACGAAUCAGAAUUCGGAGAUGGUUUUGAGUGGAGGUCAAUAUUGACAGGAUAUGGAUUUGGAUUUAUGGUGGGAGUCAUCACUGGACACAUCAUUUUAUCGAUAAGGCUCCACGGAUUAGUACAAACUUUGGCUAUUCACAUCCUGGGCAGCUUAUUUAUGAGGAAUGAAUAUGCUCAAACUACUUGUAUAGCAGACUCGUGUUCAAGCGAUGGCGAGCAAACCAGGGAAGUUAUUUUCAUCCGUCCACCAACAUAAAGCUUUCGAACACCGUGCUUACCAAAAACAUCAAUUUUUUUUUUAUUUAGUGAAUUCUAGAUUCAAUAAAUUUCUCUUUUUGUAUAUGAAGUUUGACUAGCAAGAUUAAUGAGAAA
Molecule: messenger RNA, 4141 nt
Organism: Cannabis sativa
Lineage: Eukaryota; Viridiplantae; Streptophyta; Magnoliopsida; Rosales; Cannabaceae
Product: receptor-like protein 7
Exons: 2
Coding region: 1191-4025 (944 amino acids)
Molecular function (GO): protein binding
Source: RefSeq, a predicted model, not a curated record